Molecule: messenger RNA, 1323 nt
Organism: Rasamsonia emersonii CBS 393.64
Lineage: Eukaryota; Fungi; Ascomycota; Eurotiomycetes; Eurotiales; Trichocomaceae
Product: Coproporphyrinogen oxidase
Exons: 2
Coding region: 1-1323 (440 amino acids)
Cellular component (GO): mitochondrial intermembrane space; cytoplasm
Molecular function (GO): coproporphyrinogen oxidase activity
Source: RefSeq, a predicted model, not a curated record
AUGGCGUCUUCCCGACUGUGGAUGCCUCUGGCGAGGUCGGCCUAUCGCCCAGCUUUGCGGAGAGCUCAGUUUUCCUCUCGUAUAUUCCAGGGCCAGUAUAGGAGAUUCUCAAAUUGGCCGAGGGAUCGGGAAUCGGAGAAGUACACGAUUUGGAGGCCCUAUUUGCGCCUUGCAAUUGGUAUUCCGUUCAUUGGAGCUCUGAUAUAUUCGAUGUUGACUGGUGAUGUCACGGAAACGGAGUCGCCGUCCAUUGCCGAAAUUGAUGAGACCCUUAAACGCCAGUCGAAGAUCGAUGAGUCCUCCCCGAUGCGCUUGCGGAUGGAGAAGUUGAUUAAGGAGCACCAAAAGAAGAUCACGGAGGAGCUGAGCAGAAUUGACGGCAAAUCUUUCCGGACUGAUACCUGGACUCGUCCCAAUGGUGGCGGGGGGAUAUCAUGCGUACUUCAGGACGGAAAUGUCUUCGAGAAGGCCGGAGUCAAUGUUUCGGUCGUGUACGGGGAGUUGCCUCGUUCUGCCAUUGAGAAGAUGCGCGCAGAUCAUAAGUCAUUUGUCUCUGCGGACGUGCAGUCUCUGAGCUUCUUCGCUGCCGGUCUCUCUCUCGUUCUGCAUCCUCAUAACCCUAUGGCCCCAACGGUGCAUUUGAAUUAUCGGUAUUUUGAGACAUCGGACCCGAAAGAUCCGAUCCAUGGAGAGAAGAAUUGGUGGUUUGGAGGCGGCACUGAUUUGACACCGUCUUACCUCUUCCCGGAAGACUGCAAGCACUUCCACCAAACCAUCAAGGAUGCCUGCGACAGGCAUGAUGCGACGUACUACCCCAAGUUCAAGGCGUGGUGCGACAAAUACUUUUACAUCCCUCACCGCCGCGAAGCGCGUGGGGUUGGUGGCAUCUUUUUCGACGAUCUCGAUGCUGAGUUCUUACGGAGCUCCUCAUCAUCAUCGCAGAACCCGCAAGAGACUCUCUUUGCCUUCGUCAGUGAUUGUCUAGAGUCCUUCCUGCCCUCUUACGUACCUAUUAUCGAGCGCCGGAAGGACAUGCCCUUCACUCCGGCCCAGAAGGAGUGGCAGCAGCUCCGACGAGGUCGCUAUGUCGAGUUCAAUCUACUCUAUGACCGUGGCACAAGCUUCGGUCUGCGGACGCCUAAUGCUCGUGUGGAAAGCAUCCUGAUGAGCCUCCCUCGCACAGCAAGCUGGGCCUAUAUGGACCCCAUUUCGGGAACCAAGACAGAGGCUGGGGAUGUCGAAGAGGAACAACUAGAUGGUGAAGAUAAGUCGAUGGAACGAGAAAUGUUGGACGUGCUGAAGCACCCCCGACAAUGGGUCUGA